Messenger RNA from Didymella exigua CBS 183.55, 1072 nucleotides. RefSeq lists its product as uncharacterized. The transcript has a single exon. Bases 156 to 1034 code for a protein of 292 amino acids. The record is from RefSeq and is a predicted model, not a curated record. Lineage: Eukaryota; Fungi; Ascomycota; Dothideomycetes; Pleosporales; Didymellaceae.
CUCUAAAGCCUCAAGUCACCUUCACUUGCAGUUUGUUUGUGGAACUGGGACGGCCUGUUUGUUACCGUUGACUGUUUUAAGCUCUCAAGCGACUGUCUCACCUAGCAGCAUGUCCAACAACAAUCAACUCCAUCGCAAAUACACAACCCAUCACAAUGGCUCUACAUAGGCUGUCCGAUGCAUCGGAAAUGAAUCUACACGAUCUACCCGCCGACCUUGAGCUACAGUUCUCCCCGACAGAAAUGAACAGACCCCUCGGCGCGGUGUCCGCAGCAGACAACGACGAACAAACAGUGGAAGAUUCGCAAGAGACAGUCUUGCCCCUUGACGACCGUCUGCAGACUCUGUACAACACCUACCACACCAGCUAUACCUGCCCCAUUACGGCGCAGUCAGCACACAUGCAGCAUGCCAGAGACCUGGCAUUUGCCUUGCUUCAGCGACACUACCCUGCGUCUCAGCAGUACCGAGUCGAAGCGUCUGCUCUUGGCCCUCUCACCAAAUACGGCCUGAACUUUGAGCUGAAGACGGAUGGCGAGCCUGAUUCCGACACCGACAUGCCUCGAACCAAGAGGCCGAAGUAUGCCAACAAGAAAGAGAAAGCUGUUCAUUCCGAACCCGCAUGGCACAGCAUUCUGCCCGAGAACAUCGCCGCUUUUGCCGUCAAGAAGGGUACUGUGGAGGUCAACGAAGGUGUAGAGACGCUCGUUUGGCGCGCAUACACUAAUCUCGUCAUACUCCUCGAUGACAUGUCCACGUUCCCUCGCUGGUCUCGAGAGAACCUAAAUCACCGUGGCGAUGCACUCGCCGACUUGCCUGGCAUCAUCGGGGGCAUGCAGAGGGGUCAUGGCAUACUGUUCUUCGGACCACGGCUCGAGAUGUACAGCUAUGAUGCCAACGAUGCGUACAAGCCCGUCAAGCCCUACGCAAACCCCGACUGGCGAAUGGACAUGCGCACCACCAGCCUUGCAGAGGUCGACAUAGUAUUGCGCAGCUUCAUCAGACAAGAGCCAAUCUACAUGGACGGAUAUUAAAGCUUCGCUCGCACAUCCGUAGCGUCCCCCCAACCGAU